Molecule: messenger RNA, 1815 nt
Organism: Cladocopium goreaui
Lineage: Eukaryota; Dinophyceae; Suessiales; Symbiodiniaceae
Source: the annotation of a GenBank genome assembly
AUGACGAAGCCACUCGAAGAGCUGCUGAGCACCGAAGAUUUUGAGGAGGCAGCAAAGAACUGCCUUCCCGAAGCCAAUUGGGAUUACAUCUCCGGAGGCGAAAGUGACACGAUCCAGCGGAACCGCAGGGCGUUUGUUCCCUGGCUUUUCCGACCGCGGGUGCUGCGAGACGUGUCAGAUGUAGAUCUGCGCUGCGAGCUCUUCGGGGCCUGCUGUGGCACGCCCAUCUACCUGAGCUGCUUGGCCAAGGGCCGCCUGGUGGACAAGUCGGGCGAGGUGACCUUUAUCCGUGCGGCGGAAAAAGUGCAGAGUCGCUUCAUCGUUCCGACCAUCUCCAGUGUAGGGCUGGAAGAGGUGUGGAAGGCGGCCAGGCAUCCGCCGCCCUUCCAAGUCUACGUCUUGGCCCACGACGACGGCAGCAGUCGCCAGCAGCUGGACACAGCCCUGGCGCUCGGCGUCGGGGCUCUGGUGGUCACCGUGGACGCCAACGCGCCGCGGCACGGCGCGCUGCACCGCGCCACCGCGGGGGCCACGGGGGUCUUCCCGUCGCCCAGCUUCGACUGGACGAUGUUGGAGGAGUUGAGAAAGAGCUUUCCGGCAGACGUGCCAGUCUACCUGAAAGGUAUCCAGAGUGCGGAGGAUGCACUGCAGGCAGUGGCCAUAGGCGUCAAAGGCAUCGUGGUCUCCAACCACGGGGGCCGUGCCUGUGGCAAUGCCAUUGGUGCUUUGGAGGCUUUGGAGGAAGUGGCCACAGCCCUGAGAUCGGCGGGAUUUCUAGGUUACCAGGUUACCAUCAUGGUGAAGAGUGUGAAGUUUGCGCUUCUUGUGGCCCUUGGUGUGUGCAAGGGUGAAUCCGAUGUGAGCAAAGCUUUUGAAGACUUUGUCGCCAAGUUCCACAAGACUUACGCCAACGAUGAGGAGCGCCAGCAUCGCCAGGAGAUUUUCGCGGAGAAUCUGAAGUACAUUGAGAAGCACAACGCGGGAAAGCACAGCUACCAGUUGGGCGUCACUGAGUUUGCGGACAAGAAGCCACACGAGUUCCAUUUGGAUCACGUGGGCUGCAUGACCAAGAGCCAGAAGCCCUGGUCCUCCCUGCCCUACCUGGGCCGCGCUGAGUUCAAGGCCGGUGCCAAGCUGCCUUCCUCCAUUGAUUGGGUGUCGAAGGGCGCUGUGACCGAUCCCAAGAACCAGGGCAAAUGUGGUUCCUGCUGGUCCUUCAGCACCACCGGGGCUCUGGAGGGUGCCUGGCAGAUCGCCAGCGGCAAAUUGGUGUCGUUGAGUGAGCAGCAGCUGGUGGACUGCGCCAAGAACGGCAACAUGGGAUGCCAGGGCGGCUCCAUGGACCUGGCGUUCUCCUACCUCGAGAAGCACGACGUGUGCAGUGAGGACAGCUACCCGUACCUGGCCGCGCAGGGCACCUGCCACCAGACCAACUGCACCAAGGUGGUGCCUCAGGGAUCCAUCACGGGUUUCAAGGAUGUCUCCGCCAAGGACAUGGAUGCUUUGAUGCAGGCCGUGUCCCAGCAACCGGUGUCUGUGGCUAUUGAAGCUGACCAAAUGGCAUUCCAGCUCUACAAGGGUGGCAUCCUGACUCAGGAGUGCGGUACCAAGUUGGAUCACGGCGUGCUGGUGGUGGGCUACGGCACGGAGAAUGGAGUGGACUACUGGAAGGUGAAGAACAGCUGGGGCGCCGAGUGGGGCGAGAACGGCUACAUCCGUAUGAAGCGUGGUGUGCCGAAGGAUGGCGAAUGUGGCAUCAAGGACCAGCCAUCUUAUCCCAUCGUCAAGGCUUCUGCCUCUGAGCUGGUGGUGUAA